Bursaphelenchus okinawaensis is the source of this 548-nucleotide messenger RNA. NCBI's taxonomy places the organism in Eukaryota, Metazoa, Nematoda, Chromadorea, Rhabditida, Aphelenchoididae. The record is from the annotation of a GenBank genome assembly.
AUGGUUUCCCAAGUUUCUUUACUAUGUUUGGCCGUGGUGGUGGCCGCUGCUGUAGCUCAACCUAUCGGUGGCGCUGGUAUGCCAGGUGGCCAAGUUGAACAAGAUGCACAAGACCCAGAGUAUACCGUAAGUUUAUGUUUUUGAUUAUUAUAUAUCAUCGGGCAGAAUCUACAGUGAUUUUUAGUAAAAAGUUUAUUGCUUUUGGUGUUUUGACUUUUGGAUUCAAAAAACUAUCCAACUAGCUAUAACAACACCACAAUUUCAAUCUUUGGACUUUUAAUUAGCUCAAAACUGUUUUAAAUUCUUUUAAAAUUAAAAUUUUGAACUUUCAGGAGCUGGCCAAGAAGUCCAUGUCCCAAUACGCUGCCAAAACCAACGCCAACUACGAGUUUGUUCGCGUUAAAAGUGUCAAAACUCAAGUUGUAGCCGGCUCUCUGACCACAAUUGAGUUUAUUGUCAAGGACAAUGGCCAAGAACAGUGUCUCAAGUCAGAGGUCUUGUCCCAGCCGUGGUUGAAUGUGGAAGAACACAACGUUACUCAAUGUUAA